AUGCCAAAAAGCCAGAAGCAGAAAAAAGCAGCAACAGCUGACUUCAGCAAAGCAAAGCUCAAGCUCGGGAAAGGAAAACAAAUCGCUAGCAAUGCUACCAACACUUCUUAUUCCACCAAAGUCAUUGCACUACCUAACCAGAACAUUGGAGCUGAGAAGGGUGAAGCUCCGACGACUAGGCGUAAUUUGACCUUGGAUGAUUUGCUAGUUCAUCUACGCCAUUACAGCCAUGCUACUCGCAAAGAUGCACUGAUCGGCCUUCGAGAGCUACUUGGGGCUCAUCAUGAACUUUGGCGGUCUAACCUAGGUCCAAUCAUACAUGGAGCUGCUCGAUUGAUCCCGGACGAGAAUGCAUCGGUUCGCAAGGCUUUAAUAGCCUUUUUCGCCUGGUUUCUUCCACAGAUUCCCACUGACUUAGUAACACCCUUUUGCUCGGCAAUCGUCUUCUUCGCGAGCUCAGCACUUGCUCACAUCUUUGCCGAAAUUAGAGUGGAUGCUGUUCAAAUUAUCGAUUUGCUUCUUGAAAUCUCUCCUAAUACGGUGAUCGGUGGCUGGUGGUCUGAUACAACAUCGCCUACAAACUCAAGUAGUGGUAAAGCACAAGGACAGCAUGGAAGACGAUUACUUCAACUUUAUCUCUCUAUGCUUUCGAUCGGACCAGAUGCUGCUACCUCUGGGGUAGCAUCUACCUCUUCAAAUCGACUCACUGACACGUCUAAAUUAAUGGUGUUGAAAUCCUUGAGUCGGUUCAUCCAUGCUGCUACUCGUCUAGAAGCUUCAGAAUCGGAAAAGACGACACUUCCGCUGUGGUUCUUUCAGGUUGCGUUCAAUAACCCACGUGACUUUGAACAAUUCAGAAACAUCCUUCCAGAUCAACAUCAAUCAGUCAGCUCCCAGACACCGAAAUCACAAUUCGGUUUUGAAUGUAUUGAUGAUCAGAACACGCACUGUUAUGAACCAUUUGCAGAAGUCUUUAUGGAUCGAAUCACCACUAACCCUCAAGCUCGUCAUGAUGUACCUUCUUACCAAGUCGACAACAAUACAAAGGAUAUUAAAAAAUCUGGCGAAGACGCUUUUCCGGACUCGCCUCUGAAACUAUUCAGGGUGAUGAAUCCAGUUUUGCUGUCAAUCUUUUUAGACUCAGCACCAACAGCUUUUCAUUCAGAAAUGGCAUCUAAUGAAACUGUUCAAUUGGCUAGUAAAGAACCUAGUACUCAUCUUGGAUUGGUCUGGUGUGUCGGAAGAAUUUUGUGUGACUUAUGGCGUGCGAGUGUGACGUCCAACUCCAAUAUCAUUCCGACUGAUUCCAAGAACUUGGCACAUAUCAUGGAGAAAAUGUCAACAUAUUUCAUCUUUGGAGCUGAUGAGCUCAAUAGCAAGAACACCAAGAGUGAUGCCAUCACAAUGAACCCCGGCAUGCCAGUAUUACCACCCGAUUCAUACGUUGCGAUGCUACCUACUAUAUGGUCUCUGCUUGGUCGUCGACAACAUACAUCUGACAUCGAUCAACCAGCAUCUCAUAACUGGUCUGAUCAAAUCAUGAAUGCUUUCAUCGAUCAUCUAGACCACCUCCGUCCAAGCUCUGAACUCAAAGCCUUGGGAAUAAGUUUUCUAGGCAGGAUUAUCAUUAUCGAUGACCUUCCAGGAUGUAGCUCUCCAUUCCGAUUGGAGUCUGCUUCAUCGGAAACUCAGGAGAAGCUUAGAAAAUGGAUUCUGAGUUUACCAAAAGUCUUGUGGGCGCUAGACAACAAGAACCCUAUGACAUCAAAAACGAUCUUAUCAUUCUUGCAUCAUAUCACUACGAGAUCAUUAUCAUUUUUCCAAACCGUCUUACCAGAUUUAGCUCCUUUACUUACACCUUUCUUUGCUAUUAAACAUCCUACACAUCAAAGAUCUAUUCUUGGACCUUAUUCUCGUUUACCAAUCGAUUCUCAAAAGUUGGCACAAGGAUUAGUGGGAUGA
This is a messenger RNA of Melampsora larici-populina 98AG31, 1962 nucleotides long. RefSeq lists its product as uncharacterized. Lineage: Eukaryota; Fungi; Basidiomycota; Pucciniomycetes; Pucciniales; Melampsoraceae. Gene Ontology annotation, biological process: rRNA processing. The transcript has 9 exons. Gene Ontology annotation, cellular component: nucleus. The coding region runs from base 1 to 1962 and encodes 653 amino acids. The record is from RefSeq and is a predicted model, not a curated record.